Messenger RNA from Entamoeba histolytica HM-1:IMSS, 696 nucleotides. RefSeq lists its product as uncharacterized. The record is from RefSeq and is a predicted model, not a curated record. Bases 1 to 684 code for a protein of 227 amino acids. NCBI's taxonomy places the organism in Eukaryota, Evosea, Mastigamoebida, Endamoebidae. The transcript is spliced from 2 exons. Gene Ontology annotation, cellular component: membrane.
AUGAACAACCAAUACGUACCACUUACAUUACUUAUUGUUGCAAUAAUCAAUGCUGUUAUUCAUUGGAAUGCUAUAUUAAAUAAUAAUAAAAUGAUGGUACGAUUAAGUAAAUGUCCCUUUUGUUUAAUUAUGGGAUUGUUUCUUUUUGUUUCACUUGAAGAAACACCUAUUGUAUUUAUUCUUGGAUAUAUAUUUUCAUUUCUUGGAGAUUUCUUUUUAUUAUUUGAAGGUAAUAUAUUUUUAGUUGGGAUGUUAUCAUUUGGUCUUGCACAUAUUUGUAAUGCAUAUGCAUUUAUAUCUGUUUCAGCAUUGGCAUUUGAAUGGAUUGGAAUUUUUGUUUUUAUUUUAGUUUUUAUUUAUUGGACAAUAUUAAAGAAUUAUACUAUUCUUCCAGAAUAUAUGAGGAAAAUAGUUUAUGGUUAUUUAACAAUUAUUUCUAUUGGAUUUUAUGGAAGUGUAUGUUUAUUUAAUAAUGCACAAUGGACAUUAUCCUCUCGUUUAGUUGUUCUUAUUGGAUAUUUAUUUUUUAUAUUAAGUGAUUCUAUCUUAGGUGUUUCUUUGUGGGUAAAAACAAAUUCAUUUAUUCGAUUUUUAGUAAUGUUCACUUAUUAUAUUGCUCAAUUCUUACUUGGACUGGGAUAUGUUCUUGGCUUGAAUGAAAACCAAAGUUUAAUUCCAAUUUAAUAUUUUAUUAUU